This is a messenger RNA of Cooperia oncophora, 861 nucleotides long. NCBI's taxonomy places the organism in Eukaryota, Metazoa, Nematoda, Chromadorea, Rhabditida, Trichostrongylidae. The record is from the annotation of a GenBank genome assembly.
AUGCUUGAAUUGCGCGAUGGGAGGCACAGCAGGCGUGACUCUCAAGGAGGUGGUACAAUGGAGAAAGAGGGUGAAGAAGAGGAUGUUUUCGAAAUCGACGAUUUCACCGUAAUCACAGAGUUUGAGCAUUUUGUUGUUGCCAUUGAGGCACUCAUUCUAGAGUGGGGACUGGGGUUUUUGAAAUCGUGUUCAUGGCAGUUUAAAUCAGCAACCUUGAGUUUCGGCGAGUCCAACAAGCUCAAAGCAACAUAUUGCUAUCCUGAUGUGACUGACGUUGUCGUUAAAGAGCAACCCAAUGCUGAACAGGAAGGACAUCUCCCAUCGUUUGCACUCGAUAUGUCAGAUGCUGAAGUUGGCUUCUGUUACCACAGUAACAUAGCAACAAUGUAUGGUGUGUCCGAGUACAUACUGUUCUCGCCGGCAGAUCAGGUAGAUGAUGCUAUCAUGACCGAGGAUCAAAAGAAUCUGGUCGUCAGUGCAUUUCGAGUUGCCCAGCACAGCGUCGACUGCGAAGUUCCGAUGUUCAUUCAGUUUGGACAUAUUGACCGGCAACUAUUUUUCGGGACAGCGUGCAAUAAAUCGGUUGUUGCUCAUUAUGGCGGAUCGCACUUGAGGAAGGGCCAGAUGCGUCAUAUGCACCUGAGUGGCUUACUGGAUCUUUUCAAAGAACAUGUUAAGUGCCCCCUCUCACUGCUCGAAACCGACGACAUCCGCGUGUCUGUGCAGUUCGACUACAAUAUAAAGUUUCCUUCAACUGCAUCGAAAGAAAUUGACGAUUCGUCUGAAAUAUUGGAAUGCUACAAUCUUCCUUUUGGUUGUCGAGAUGAACCAGUCAGGUAUGUUUCUGAAUCGAAUCUUAGC